UUACCUCAGCGCUUUCCGAGACAUGAGAUCGGCUCAUUUAGCAGCCUGUUUCCUUACCUGUUAAAGAAGGAAAUCACGAAUUUCAGCAAAGCGAAGGGAAACAGGCAGAAAGGCGGAUAAAGCUGGAGAACUGCUCCAGGAAAAAACAAACAAAACUCAACUAAACGCGGCGGAUCGCUCCUUUUUCUCCUUCUACCGGCGGAGCAGUGGGAACCUGAGGGGCGUGCAGGCGUGUUUACAAGUGUUUGAACGAGUGCCAGAGACCAGGAGAAGGAGGAUAAAAGCCCAAAGGAAGGAGGGAUGGUGGACAACUCCAGCAGCGGCAGCAAGGCGCAAAUGGUGAGUCCUGGCUGCGCUCUCAGGCUGUGCGCCUCUCUGCGCCUUUAACGCGUCAUUCAGCCACAAGGAGCUGAAUGCUGAGCGCUUAGUUUACCAGACAAGCAGGACAGCAAAGUUUAAAGAGCCCAGUAUGUCUCAGGAACCCAGCGUGGUCUUCUCACAGAACACCUCCACAGGGGGAAUGAAGCUGGAGGCAGUGAUGGAGCAGCUCCAGCGCCAGCAGCAGGCCCGCCUGGAAAUGGAGAGGAAGGAGCGGAAGCUGCGAGAGGCUCACAUCAUGUACGCUCAGCAGGUGGCUGCCCAGCAGGCCAUACUGGCUGCAGCCCGGGCUUCCGGGGCCAACUUUAUGGGCAAAGGCAUUACCGGAGGCGUUCCUGCCGGCGGCUUGCCUCCUCGCGUGUCCAAUCAGAGCAGUGUAGACUCAGAAAGAGAGGAGGAUGAGGACAGAGGCCGGGAUUCUGGCGACGAGGACGAUGACAAUGAGAUGAUGGAAGGGGAUGAGGGCAGCGAUACGGACGAGGGAAGCGCCAGUGGUCUGGAGUUCCUCCGCAAGCAGACGUUGGCUCUGCAACAGAGCGCCUCCCGCAUCCCUGCUCGUCCGUUUGCGGGGUACUCAAUGUCGGCCCCCCAGAAGGCCGCCUCCCCGUCCAUUAGAGUGAAGCAGGAACCCGAUGAGGGCCUGUCUCCCGCUGGGCCAAACUCCUCUACCUCUCCUAAUGGACAGGCCGACUGGGGAUUCGAUGACCACUUCAGACAGAAUGGCAGCUCUGGAUGGACAGACGACGCCGACAGUAACAGAGGAAGAGGAGAAGCCUCCAGAGACUUUGCAAAGCUGUACGAGCUGGACAACGACCCCAAAAGGAAGGAGUUUUUAGAUGAUCUCUUCACCUUCAUGCAGAAAAGAGGAACCCCAGUCAAUCGUAUUCCCAUCAUGGCGAAACAGGUCCUGGAUCUGUAUAUGCUCUACAAGCUGGUAACAGAGAAGGGAGGCCUUGUGGAAGUUAUCAACAAGAAGAUCUGGAGAGAAAUCACCAAGGGACUCAACCUGCCCACAUCCAUCACCAGUGCUGCUUUCACUCUGCGCACACAGUACAUGAAAUACCUGUACCCGUACGAGUGCGAGAGGAAAGGUCUCAGCUCCCCGGGUGAGCUGCAAGCAGCCAUCGACAGUAACCGACGCGAGGGCCGUCGUCCUAGCUACAGCAGCAGCCUCUUCCGCUUCUCACCUUCUCCAAGCACGGCUCCCCACAUCCUCUCUCCGCCCAAGAUGCAUCUGGCAGGCCUUGGUGCUGGGACCUCUGUGGCCAUCAACGGCCUUCAGGCUUCUCCAGGAACCUCUUUGAAGAAAGAAGACCUGACUCCUGCAAUGAUGGCAGGGAGACCCCCCAUGGCGCUGUCUCUGGGUCAGCAGCAGGUGGCCGGUUUGGCCAGAGCCGCCACACUGGAGCAGCUCAGAGAAAAGCUGGAGACCAGCGGAGGGGGAGAGGGGCCAGAGAGAAAGAUGGCCCGCCUGGCAGAGGAGCAGCAGCGUCUCAUGCAGCAGGCUUUCCAACAUAACUUGUUGGCUAUGGCUUCCCAAAUGCCCAUGAACCUGCGCUUGGGAGCCCCCACCAUCGCCACCAGAGGUCAGCGUUUCCAAGAAGAGAAGCAGCAGGACAUGUCACUGAGCAUCUCCACCAAUGGCAGUGCUAGCAUCACUGUAUCUGUAGAGGUUAAUGGCACAAUCUAUUCAGGAACCCUUUUUGCCCAGAAGUCCGGUGCUGCACCAGGGACUGUUGUCGCUGCUAGCGCUGCCUCGUCAUCCCCUGCUGGAACCAGCACAAGCUUUGGCUUCUCUGCUCCCCAGGCUCAGACCCUCAGCCCCACACCCUCUUCCACCUGCUCCUCCAAGGGCUCUGGCUCCGCUGAGCUGGCCCCCAGCGGGUCCCCCUAACUCGAGCUUUCUUCCGCUUCCUGGACCGGUUUUCCCCAGCAAGGCCUCAGCAUAAAUAGUUCAACGAGAAACCGAUAAGAAUAAGAAAACUGUUGCACAACAAAUACCUCAACAACCCUGUCAACCUUUUGGCUGUCCAGUAAUGAGCAUAGAGCGUCAGAAUAUCACAAACACACGAUUCUCUGCGUUUAAUCCACCACACAGAUAGAUAAACACAUCAUUUCUACACUUUUUAAUCCUAGUGUAGAUGCUAAACACAAUCAGCUCAGCCAAAACCCGCUGACAGGCGUAUUCACAACUGAACUUGAAAAGUUUUACUUUUAGGACAUUUUGUUUGUUCGUUGCCAUUUUGUUGUCCUUUUUUGAUUUUGUGUCGUUUUUUUUUUUUAGAAUGAUUUUUGUUUUCAGUUUUUUUCUCUUUUUACGUACCUCAAAUCAAGUAACCUGCAGUGGUGUCUUUACCUCAGGAGCUGUAGAAUAUUUAACCUGAAUCAACUUUAUUUUUGUAUUUUCUUUGAACGUGUUGCAAUCAGGGGAAGUCGGGUAAACUCUCACCACAACAACCUCAUUUUACAGAGCCUUGACCUCACAGCAAUAGGCCUCCAACCCAGGCCAUUCUGCUCUCUAACACACUGUAGCCUCGGACUGAUGAUGCUGUGGAUCGGCAGAUUAAAUACCUCAUCUCACAAUCACUCUCGUUAGAAAGCCUUUAAGCAUUAACCUAUGUAGGAGCAUCUCAUUCAGUUCAAAUAUCCUUAAAAAUCAUUUAUGUUAUUUAAUUUAACUUGCAUAUUUCAAGCAUUUAUGUCUGUGCAUUUGAUUAUUAUGGCUAACGACUAAUGGAAGAAACUAAAAUUUCAGUUCGUCUGAAAAUUUAAUAUUACAGAAAACCAAUUAAAAUUGAUUUCUAAACAGCAGGAGUGCUCAGUGGUUAAAUUUCCUUUUGCAUUAGUUAGUAUUUUAGUGAUCAGCUUUUUUUAUUAUCCAAGGACGUCAUCAUAGAGCAAAGCCUUUACAAUCCAAAGAGCAUUUUUGCCUUCAGUCCAGCUAAGUAAAACGUAUUUAAGACCUUUAAAAAAAAAGACAGAAUGGUUAUGGAUAAAUUAAUUGUCUGAAACAUAAUUUUAUUUCUAUUCUUAAGGUUUAAAAAUAAAAAAAACGCUUUCAUAAAAAUAGGUUAUCAAUUAAUAAGACAGGGAUAUUUUUGGGAAGUUAUAUUGGAUGGAAAAGGUUUUUUUAUUUACUUUAUAUCCAAAACUAUUAGCCGGGUUUUGAUAUUUUUCUGACCGUGAUUGUGAGCCUCCUGCGUCUCUUGGGCUGCAGGUUGCAGACGGCUGUCUGAGAGGUCCUCAGUGCAGUUUAGGACAGGCACUUUGGAUGCUGAAGUGAUAAAACAUUCAAUAAAGGAAGUAUUGGUACUAAAGGUGCUGAGAAAAGCCUGGAUAAAACUUGAGAUCAGCAUCUCUGUAAGCUUGUUAGCAGAGGUAGCACUUGUUGGUAAUGUCCUGAAUCCAUCUGUGUGGCAGACCUUAAAGCACUCACUCCAAAUCUAUAUUCUUCUCAGUUUCCCCCAAACUUUCAAAUGGCCUUUUUUUUCCUUAUGGUUCCUUAGACCCGAAUUUUCAAUAAUAUGCCUGGAUUCUGAACAGCCGGCUUCUUUGGCAAGACUUUUUUUGGCUUACCUAUCAAGGGUGGU
Cyprinodon variegatus (sheepshead minnow) is the source of this 3968-nucleotide messenger RNA. Its product is annotated as AT-rich interactive domain-containing protein 3B-like. Gene Ontology annotation, biological process: regulation of transcription by RNA polymerase II. The coding region runs from base 470 to 2272 and encodes 600 amino acids. NCBI's taxonomy places the organism in Eukaryota, Metazoa, Chordata, Actinopteri, Cyprinodontiformes, Cyprinodontidae. Gene Ontology annotation, cellular component: nucleus. The record is from RefSeq and is a predicted model, not a curated record. Gene Ontology annotation, molecular function: DNA binding. The transcript is spliced from 9 exons.